AUGCCCAGGGUCCGGCGGCCGAACGUCCGCUCCGGGAACGAGUCUAGUCCCGCGCCCGCCAUGGAGCCUUCCGGCGGCGGGGCUUGGGCCCAUAGCCGCGCGGCGCUGGACCGGCUGGAGAAACUGCUGCGCUGUUCGCGUUGCACCCAUAUUCUGAGGGAACCUGUUUGCUUAGGAGGAUGUGAGCACAUCUUCUGUAGUGACUGUGUAAGCGACUGCUUUGGAACCGAAUGCCCCGUGUGUUACACCCCAGCCUGGAUACAAGAUGUGAAGAUCAAUCGACAGUUGGACAGUAUGAUCCAACUUUGUAGUAAGCUUCAAAAUUUGCUGCAUGACAAUCCGCUUUCAGAUUCGAAAGAAACUGCAUGUAAAACCAGAAUGUUCAGUAAUGCAGAAAACAAGAAGAAUUCAAUAAAGAUGUGGUUCAGUCCUCGUAGUAAGAAGGUCAGGUAUGUUGUGAACAAAGUGUCGGUGCACACCCAGCCUCAGAAUGUCAGUGACCAGAAUGCCCAGCAGGCCUCCAUGUACGAGUUUAUCUCCUCCAGUCCUUCGCUCGAUGUGUCUCGGAAGGCAAAGACUAAAAAGGCUUCCGCAAAAUCUAGGAAAAGGCAGAGAAAGAAAAGAUUGGCUGAAAUCAACCAAGAGUGGCAUGUAGGGGCAGAAAAGGAAGAUGGGGACCCUGACUCCAAGGAGGAAUCUAAGGAAAGGCUGGUGUCCUUCUGCAGCCAGCCAUCUGUCAUUGCCAGCUCUCAGCCAAACGGUGAAAUCGACUUACUAGCCAGUGACCCCCUAGCAGAGUCUGAAUUUCUCAGAAGCUUAAAUGAGAGCUCCUUACCUCUGGCUGUGCCCUCCGUGUCUCCAGAAGUUGACAGCAAGCAUGAAGUAGGGACACCCCAGGAGAAUCCCUGUGAAAAUGACCACGCACCUAAGGAAACCUUGCCUUUGGGCCGGGAGGAGAAUCGGUGUCCCCCAAGACCUCGCAGUCCCAUUUCCCAGCCACGUCGAGGCAGCCUUCAGAGAGCUGGGAGCUCUCUUGUGAAGCAGACCAUCGGGGCGGAAGAGCCGUUGCCUGGCUGUCCUUCCCCACCGCCAAGCCGACUUGAAGUUGGCGGCACACUGAGGAGAAAAAACAGUCACGCGUCCGAUGACUCCAUUAGUCUUUCGCCAGGUACUUCCCCUUCUCCACUGACCAGUCCAAGUUACAGACGAAUGAUGUGCAGCCCCUCUGCAGCCAAGCUCUCGCCCACCGGCCGCCCAUCUGUGAAAAGGAACCACAGGGGAGAGACUCUGCUCCAUAUUGCAUCGAUUAAGGGUGACAUACCUUCUGUGGAAUAUCUCUUACAACAUGGAAGUGACCCGAAUGUUCAGGACCAUGCCGGAUGGACACCAUUGCAUGAAGCCUGCAAUCAUGGGCACCUGAAGGUGGUGGAAUUGCUGCUUCAGCACAAGGCGUUGGUGAACACCACUGGCUAUCAGAAUGACUCUCCACUCCACGAUGCUGCCAGGAAUGGGCACUUGGACAUCGUCAAGCUCUUACUCUCCUAUGGAGCCUCUAGGAAUGCUGUUAACAUAUUUGGUCUGCGGCCUGUGGAUUGUACACACAAUGAGAAUAUGAAGUCGCUGUUGUUGCUACCAGAGAAGAAUGAAUCAUCAUCAGCUAGCCAUUGCUCAGUUAUGAAAACGGGCCAACGCAGGGACAGGCCUCUGGUGCUUAUUGGCAGUGGCCUUUCUUCUGCGCAGCAGAAAAUGCUCAGUGACCUCACGGCCAUUCUUAAAGCUAAAAAAUGUGCUGAGUUUGACAGUACAGUUACUCAUGUCAUUGUUCCUGGUGACGCAGUUCAAAGUACCCUGAAAUGUUUGCUUGGGAUUCUUAAUGGGUGCUGGAUCCUCAAAUUUGACUGGGUGAAAGCAUGUCUACACAGUAAGACAUGUGAGCAGGAAGAGAAGUACGAAAUCUCUGAAGGUCCUCAGAGAAGCAGACUCAACAGAGAACAGCUGUUGCCAAAGCUGUUUGAUGGGUGCUACUUCUACCUCGGGGGAACUUUCAAGCACCAUCCAAAGGACAACCUCGUGAAGCUAGUCACAGCAGCCGGAGGCCAGAUCCUCAGUAGAAAGCCGAAGCCAGACAGUGACGUGACUCAGACCAUCAACACCGUGGCCUACCACGCCAGGCCCGACUCUGACCAGCGUUUCUGCACACAGUAUAUCAUCUACGAGGACAUUUCUAAUUAUCGCCUAGAGAAGGUUCGGCAGGGUAAAGUCUGGAUGGCUCCUUCCAGCUGGUUUAUAGACUGUGUGAUGUCCUUUAAGUUGCUCCCUCUGGACAUCUGAGUGCUGUACCAGAUGGACAUUUUAUUCUGAGCCUCCGCAGUGGGUGGAGACCCAACCAGGUAGCUGCCUUGACCAUUCACUUCUUUACACACAGGAGGUUUUGUAUCAGUCACAUGCAUGGUGUCUGUUUUCCCAGCAGCAGCAUGUUGGAGGGGCGGGGGAAGCAUAAGACGUUUAUGACUCUCCCUUGGGAGAGGACAACUGGCCAAAACAAAACCUCAGACAACAAACAUAAGACCCCUUCCCAUAUACUGCUGGUUAUUUUCAUAAAAGAAUGGUAUUUUUCUGCUUGAAUUAGGAAAUAAAACCUUCUGCUAGAUUAUGAAUGUAUUCUGUGUUCUCACUACAAUACUGGGGUCGAUUGUUCGGGCUGGCUUCCCUUUUGAUAACUGGCACAUGCUUUGAUUCAUCAUGUCUCUGAAACUAUCAAAGGUUGAUGAGGGUAUUAGAACUAUUGGGAAAAUAUGCAAAUGGUAUCAUCAUUGUCUCAUCCUUUCAGUGCUCUUUGAAUGAAAAAUACGACUGCCACCUGUAAAAUACUUAAAACCUUAUAGUGAACAGAUAUUGUCAAAUUACUUCUUCUGGCUUGAUCGUAAUCAGAGUAGAGUAUCCGGUUUAAAUAUAGUAGCAUAGUGUUAAAUAUUUCCUGUUCAUAAUUGUCUUCACCUUACCUUAUUUAACUUGUUUCUCAUAAUAGUUAACCUGGAUGUCUGUUGCUAAUUUUUUGUCCAUUAUUUUAAUCUUGCCCAUAAAUCAAGAAAUCAUGGUUUGAACGCUAACAUUGUUCUUUGGUGGUAAAGAUCAGCACUGGUCGCAUGGUAUCUGUUUCUAUUAUAUGCACUUGCUUAUUAUUAACUGCUGAUUUAUAAAAUUUUUAUCUAAAACAUAUACACUUAGAGCAUUUCUUUGCACUAACCCAUUUUAGUAUUAAUAUUUUCUAGACAACAUCUCCACUAGCAAAUUGCCAAUCAAAUGCCUUUUUUAGUCAACAUUGCUAGGUAUUACUACAUUACAUUUUUGAAGAUCCUAAUUUUCUCCUUGUAAUUAAAAAAAACCCAAAAUUCCAGUUGUAUGAAGGUAGUGGUUGGGAAUUACUUGAUUUAAAACAUCCCCACGGCCCGUAGAGGAUUGGAGGUGGUAGGGAUGGGAAGGACUUGCCUGUCCCCAGACAGACUAGGCGGCAGAGUAGCGAAUCAGGGUGCCACCCUAAGAAGGACAGACCCCAUUAGGCUUUUCUGUAAGCACUCUCAUCUGUGGAUGGAGAGAGCAUUUCCAGUCCUUUUUUUUUUUUUUUUUAAGUAAUAGAAGUCUGAAUUAAUCUUUUAUAGAUGUUCAAUGGAGUUAUAGUAAUACGUGUGGGGGAGGUAACUCACACCUGCCAGUUCCUGGUGGGCCCAAGUGGACAUGUCAAUUGAUGCCUACUCUAGGUUAGAUUAUCCCUAAUUUUAAAAUACUAUGAAGCGAAUACAUAUUUUAGGAUCCCCUCAUGUGAAAGCCUGAUUCUGCUGAUCAUGUAAAAAUGAAAUAGAAAUGUUAUAUGCUUAAUUUCUUCUGCCAUGUUAUUUUUCUAUGUUAAACUAAAAUAUUUGAAUGAAACACAUACAGCAGAUGCUAGUUUUCCAGGGUAAAAGAGAUUUGAGACACUGACUACAACCAGCAGGAUGUGGACUUCAUCCUACACUUCAUUCUAGGGAGAGUGAUGAACAACACUGCCAUUACCCCUCACAACCCGAAGGGCUUAGAUAAUGUCUCGGUUCAGUAACGUGAGCCUCCCUGGGACUCUGGGUGUCAUCUGGCUGUCUGAUUAAUAACUGACCAUUAGUCACUCUCUUGCCUCUGAUGUUUAUCUCUAAAAACACCACUGGGGAUUCCUCCUCUUGAGUCUCAUCAGGCGGUACUUUUGUUUAUUUACACCUCUCCACUUUUGUGUUUUGUUUUUGUCCCCAUUAAGAAGUUUCUGUUUUCUUCUGUAAAUGUUUAUCUUAACAGCCGUUGGCUUCAGUGAGCUCUUGAACUUGUGAUUGUGCUUCAAUAUUGAUGAACUUGUUUUCACUUCUCAACUGGAAGAUUGGUGUCCUUUUUCUUUACCAUAAUCAUUAAAGUUCCUAGUUUUUAAUGUA
Echinops telfairi (small Madagascar hedgehog) is the source of this 4451-nucleotide messenger RNA. It is a transcript of the gene BARD1, whose product is annotated as BRCA1 associated RING domain 1. Lineage: Eukaryota; Metazoa; Chordata; Mammalia; Afrosoricida; Tenrecidae. The coding region runs from base 1 to 2331 and encodes 776 amino acids. Gene Ontology annotation, molecular function: protein binding. The record is from RefSeq and is a predicted model, not a curated record. The transcript is spliced from 11 exons.